Molecule: messenger RNA, 1767 nt
Organism: Thlaspi arvense
Lineage: Eukaryota; Viridiplantae; Streptophyta; Magnoliopsida; Brassicales; Brassicaceae
Source: the annotation of a GenBank genome assembly
AUGGCUGCAACUGCAAUGGAGCAAUCAUCAUCUAUAAGCUUCACAUCUUCUCACUUAUCUAACCCUCCUCCUACUGUUACUAAUCACCAAUCAGCUGCUAAUCUUGAAGCUGCUAGCUUAAUCAAGCUCAGUUCCAACUUGGAGCAGCUUCUCACUAACUCAGAUUGCGAUUAUACUGACGCAGAGAUCAUCGUCGAAGAAGAAGCUCACCCAGUGGGUGUUCAUAGAUGCGUGUUAGCUGCUAGGAGCAAGUUUUUCCUUGAGCUGUUCAAGAAAGACAAAGAGAGUAGUGCAAAGUCUGAGAAGAAACCGAGGUACCAUAUGAAGGAUUUGUUGAAAUAUGGAAGUGUGAGGCGCGAGGCGUUUUUGCAUUUGUUGAAUUACAUCUACACUGGGAGGCUAAAGCCUUCUCCUUUCGAGGUUUCGACUUGUGUUGAUACAGUUUGUGCUCAUGAUUCUUGUAAACCGGCCAUCGAUUUUGCUGUUGAGUUGAUGUACGCUUCAUAUGCUUUCCAAAUUCCGGAGCUGGUCUCGUCAUUUCAGCGGAGGCUUUGUAACUACGUUGAGAAGUCACUAGUCGAGAAUGUUCUUCCGAUCCUCUUAGCUGCGUUUCACUGUGAUUUGCGUCAGCUUCUUGAUCAAUGCAUAGAGAGAGUGGCGAGAUCAGACCUAGACAGGUUCUGCAUCCAAAAGGAGCUUCCUGUCGAAAUAUCAGAGAAAAUCAAACAGCUCCGAGCUAAGUCGGCGAACAGCAUCACCGAGGAGGCGGAUAAGUCGCUAGAGAGAACCGAGAAAGUACUCAAGGCACUGGAUUCAGACGAUAUCGAGCUCGUGAAGCUUCUUUUGACCGAGUCAGAUAUAACUCUAGACCAAGCCAAUGGUCUGCAUUACGCAGUGGCGUACAGUGAUCCGAAAGUUGUGGCAGAGGUUCUUGCUCUAGACAUGGCUGAUGUGAACUUCAGAAACUCCAGGGGUUACACGGUUCUUCAUUUCGCUGCUAUGCGUAGAGAGCCGUUGAUUAUCAUAUCACUUAUAGGCAAAGGAGCUAAUGCUUCGGAUUUGACGUUUGAUGGACGCAGUGCGAUUAACAUAUGUAGGAGACUCACUAGGCCAAAAGAUUAUUACACCAAAACCGCAAAGGGGCAAGAAGCUAAUAAAGACCGCUUAUGCAUCGAUCUCUUGGAAAGAGAAAUUAGAAGGAAUCCAUUGGCUAGUGGUGAUACACCUUCUUGUUCCCAUUCCAUGCCUGAGGAUCUCCAAAUGAGGUUGUUAUACUUAGAAAAGCGAGUGGGACUUGCUCAGUUGUUCUUCCCAACAGAAGCUAAUGUAGCUAUGGACGUUGCUCAUGUUGAAGGGACGAGCGAGUUCACAGGUGUUCUUGUUCCACCGCCAUCGAAUGGUGCAACCGGAAACUUGACUCAGGUCGAUUUGAACGAGACGCCUUAUAUGCAAACGAAAAGACUGCUUGCUCGUAUGGAAGCGCUUAUGAAAACAGUUGAGACAGGUCGGAGGUAUUUCCCAUCUUGUUCUCAGGUUCUUGAUAAGUACAUGGACGAGUAUAUGGACGAAGACAUACCUGAUAUGUCUCAUCCGGAGAGAGGCUCUGUGAAAGAGAGAAGAUUGAAGAGGAUGAGAUAUAACGAGCUGAAGAACGAUGUUAAGAAAGCGUAUAGCAAAGACAAAGAGGCCAAGAUUGCUCGGUCUUGUCUUUCUGCUUCGUCACCAGCUUCUUCUUCUCUUAGAGAGGCCUUAGAGAACCCAACAUGA